Molecule: messenger RNA, 2728 nt
Organism: Anguilla anguilla (European eel)
Lineage: Eukaryota; Metazoa; Chordata; Actinopteri; Anguilliformes; Anguillidae
Product: zinc finger protein Helios-like
Biological process (GO): regulation of transcription by RNA polymerase II
Molecular function (GO): RNA polymerase II cis-regulatory region sequence-specific DNA binding; DNA-binding transcription factor activity
Source: RefSeq, a predicted model, not a curated record
AUGGCUGGAGACGAGAGGCCAUUCCACUGCAGCCAGUGUGGUGUCUCCUUCACCCAGAAGGGCAAUCUGCUGAGACACGUGAAGCUCCACUCUGGCGAGAAACCCUUCAAGUGCCCCUUCUGCAGCUACGCCUGCCGCCGACGCGAUGCCCUGACCGGACACCUGCGCACUCACUCGGUGGGGAAACCGCACAAAUGCAACUUAUGUGGGCGGAGCUACAAACAGCGGGCGUCGUUGGAGGAGCACAAGGAGCGCUGCCAUAGCUACAUGCAGAGGGUCAAUGCAAACUCUGCCCCAAAUUCUGGACCAUACCAAGCAGAGGAGUCUCUUAAGGAACAGCAGCCCUUGAUGGACGCCGUGUCCAUCGCGUCCUUUGACCGCCCGCCCGUGAUCGAGAGGCUGCAGGGCAAUGUGGGAAAGAGGAAGAGCACCACGCCUCAGAAAUUUGUUGGUGAGAAGCUUAUGCACUAUGGCUAUCCCGAGCAGCCAUAUGACAUGGCCCUGAAGUAUGAUAAGGAGGCGGAACUUAUGCAAGCCCAGAUAAUGGACCCGACUAUCAGCAGUGGCGUCGCUUAUCUAGGUGCUGACCCCAUGCGGCCCCUCCUCCACCACCCAGCCUUAACUAUGAUCAACCCCCUCUCCCAGAAUUACAGCCUAGGGCCCCGUGAUGCCCCGCUCCCACCGCCCCCGCCCCCAGAGCUACCCCCGUCCUCCAAUGGCCCCCCUCUGGUCCGUCCCAAACACCCCCUGGCACGCCACGGUGAGUCGCCUAGCAACAGCCGCCCGGGUUCCACGGGCUCUGAGCGCGGCAGUCCUCCCGAGAGGGCGGGCCAGCGUCUAAACCACACCCCCUGGGCCGGAUCCAGCCUCGCCCACCACAGGAAGGAGGCGGCGGAGCCCGGUGAGCAGGAAGCAGCCAGCGACCGCGCAGAGGGCAUCCGCGUUUUCAGCCGGGAGGGGCGGGAGCUGCGGGCAUUCCGCUGCAGGCACUGCCGCGUGCUCUACCUGGACCACGUCAUGUUCACUAUCCACAUGGGCUGCCAUGGUUACAGGGACCCCCUGGAGUGCAACAUCUGCGGCCACCGCAGCGAGGACCGCUACGAAUUCUCCUCACACAUUGUCCGCGGAGAGCACACCUUCCAGUAGAGGGCAGCAGCUGACAGACUGCGCUCAGAGGAAGGGCCACCCUUCGUGCGAGUCUCACUGAAGCUAGGCCUGUGCAAACAUCCACCGACACGUACACUGGGCCUGCGUAUGGCGGUCUGAAGUCCAAAUUUCUCUGGUACCCCUGCCCUUCCUCUCGCAAAAAUCUUGCCUUCUUUGCUACUCCAACAAUCUCAUACAUGUAAAGGGACUCUGCUCAUUGCAUGCUGAUAUCCAUUUAGCAAAUGUGCUAACAAUGGUCUGCUGUAUCAGUUUUUUUAUACCGCUCACUAAUGUGCUUAGCCCACUUGGGCUGCUACAGUUUAGCCCUUUUGUGGGCACGCCAUAGAUUUUAUUCUAGGGUUCAAAUUUAAACAUUGUUGGGCUAAUGUCCCCAAAGAAAUAUCAGGCCAUCUGUUUCACUUGACCAGAUGUCCAACGGACAAAAUCACAGAUUGUAAAACAGCCUAUUAGGACCUGGUACAGCCCUCUCAGUAAAGAGCUGAGGACUCUUGGGGAAGUGGGAAUGAGCGUUAUCAUAAGGCAGACUGGUCUAUGAAAAACACUUUUUUUUUUUUACAUAAGACUGGUCUUAUGGGAACGGGAGGGCAAGCUAGUGACUGUCUCACCAGAUGGGGCUGGAUGGAGUGUGACAUCAAGCAGUAGAUGACGGAAAUCUGUAGUUGAGUCAUUCCAAAGACUGGCAAUUUUGCCACACUCAGCUGAACAUCCGGAGGGCAGACGCCCUGCCAAGUACAAGCUUGCUCACCACCUCCUUUACCAAAGCUAUGAACACAGUCUUCUUUCCUGUGACAGACUUGGGGUGACCUGAUCUGGAAACACAUCUUUAGUUGGUCUUGAAAUGGACCUUCUGCAUCCUCUUUAUAAAUCUCUGUACCAAAAAAGGGUACGAUGAGACUUUUGCUGAGGACUAGAGGCAUGGUCUCAUACACUGUGCCUUGUAAAUAUGAAAAAAUGGUACAUAAGCAACACACACACACACACACACACACACACGCACUGCAAAGUCCCCUAGCCACUCAUAUAAGGAUUUUGUUUUUGGGCUGUUCCAAAAAUGAGUGAAAUUAACUGAUGAAGGAAGACCAAUAUCAAUCCUAUAUAAUUACUUCAAUGUGCUGUUUUCUCUCUUAUUUUUCUAGAAAAUGUGAACAAAAAAUAUGUGACAAGGCAGUUAUUUUAUUUCAUUUAUUUCCCAGUAGACUUUGUAUAAAUAUAGUCCACAGACAGGAUCCAUAAAGUUUGGGAUUCUGAAAAAGAAAUGAAGCAUUUUUGUGAAUACUUGAAUUACACAAAAAACUGAACAUAUUACUAUGUUGCAGUUAUGAUAAUGAAAAUGAAAUGAAAAUACAAUAAAUUAUAAAUUAUUUUUGGAUUAUUUGUGAUAACUGGCGAUCAGUGACCUUGUAAAGCAUUGCAGAAAUAUAUAUAAUGGGAUAAGUACAUUUAUGUUUCUUAUAUUUAUGUUUUUUUAUAUUUCUUAUUUUGGCUCAUAUGUAUAAAUUAACUUUCAAAUGGCUUUAACUGUCAAAUGGCUUUAAAUGUUUAAAUAAAUUGUGGGAUGCCA